Messenger RNA from Medioppia subpectinata, 336 nucleotides. NCBI's taxonomy places the organism in Eukaryota, Metazoa, Arthropoda, Arachnida, Sarcoptiformes, Oppiidae. The record is from the annotation of a GenBank genome assembly.
AUGAAAUCUCCCGAUUCUGGAGAAUUAAAAAUUGUAAGAAUGGAUAAAUACAGUGGACCGGCAACAGGAGACGAAGAAGUGUUUCUAUUGUGCGAAAAAGUUAAUAAAAAAGAGAUCAAAAUCCGAUUUUUUGAGACCGAUAACGAUGGACAUCAACUUUGGGAAAGCUUUGCUAAUUUUACUGAAGCGGAUGUUCACCAUCAGGUGGCGAUUGUGUUCCGGACGCCCCCUUAUAGAGACACUGAAAUCAAAUGUUCGGUUCAGACGAAAAUGUGCUCUUCAGGCAGACUCGACUCUUAUACCCGAUUUUUACACACGAUUCUUAGCAUUACAUGA